UUGAGAGAGAUCCCAGCCCCGCCCUGGAUGUGCAGAAGCAGCAGCCGGUGACGUGAACCUCUCCUCCCGGAGCCUGUCAAAGUCUUGGCCAAGUGAGGGACAUUGAACUGCAUCUGUGUGUCUCUGUGUGUGUGGGGGGGAGAGAGAAGACGUGAAUCUUGUGGAGUUGGUCUUCCAGCGUGACCAGUCUGCUUCCUUCCCUUCACCCCCGGGCCAGGUUAUCCGGGUCUGAUGCACUUUCACGAGGAGAGGCCGCUUCUGCAACCGAUUCUCAGUCAGUUCAGAACUCCUUCAGCAUUGACCAGCUUUCAGAUGUGCUGACUGGAACAACGCCAAAGGAUCCUGUCAGACAACCAGGAGUGACAGUUCUUACCACGAUGGACAAUGAGGUCCACAGUCUCUUUGACAAGUUCCUGCAAGGAAAGACGUGUAAAGAGACGUUGAGCCUAUUCCACGAGCUCUGCCACGUCCUGCAACUGGACCCUGUCGACUAUCGCAGUUUCUACCAGAAGUUAAAAGGCAGCCUCAAUUACUGGAAGGCCAAGGCUCUGUGGGUUAAGCUGGAUAAACGAGCAUCGCAUCCAAAUUAUGAACAAGGCCAAGCUUGUGCUAAUACAAAGUCGCUGGUCCUAGGAGCCGGUCCCUGUGGGCUCCGCACUGCCAUCGAGCUUGCCUUUCUCGGCGCCAAAGUCGUCAUUGUGGAGAAGAGGGAGAGCUUCUCACGGAACAACGUUCUCCACCUCUGGCCGUUCACCAUCCACGACCUGCGAGCUCUUGGAGCCAAGAAGUUCUAUGGAAAAUUCUGCUCCGGUUCCCUUGACCAUAUCAGCAUCCGGCAAUUGCAGCUAAUUCUGCUGAAGGUGGCUCUCAUCCUGGGUGUGGAAGUCCAUGUCAACGUGGAAUACAAAGGACUCAUAAAGCCUCCGAAAGAUCAGAAGGAGAAAGGGAUUGGAUGGCGAGCUGAUCUUCUGCCAACUGGCCAUUCGCUGUCCAAGUAUGAGUUUGAUGUCUUUGUUUCAGCUGGUGGAGGCAAAUAUGUCCCUGAAGGGUUCAAGAAGAAGGAGAUGCGAGGGAAGUUGGCGAUUGGGAUCACGGCUAAUUUCAUCAACUACAACACCACAGCAGAGGCCAAGGUUGAGGAAAUCAGUGGAGUCGCUUACCUCUACAACCAGAAAUUCUUCCAGCAGCUUCGCAAGGACACAGGGAUUGACUUGGAGAACAUCGUUUACUACAAGGAUGACACUCACUAUUUUGUGAUGACUGCAAGGAAACAGAGUCUGCUGAAGUGUGGUGUCAUUGAGCAGGACAAGCAAGACGCAGAUUCCCUGCUGUCGCCACAGAACGUCUGUUCGAAAUCUCUCCUCUCCUAUGCCCAGGAAGCUGCCAACUUCGCCACCAAGUACCAGCUUCCGCACCUGGAAUUUGCCCAGAAUCACCGCGGGGAGCCAGACGUGGCCAUGUUUGACUUCACCUGCAUGUACCGGUCAGAGAAUGCCGCCCUGGUGAAGGAACAGCACGGGCGCCGGUUACUAGUCGCCCUGGUGGGAGACUGCCUGGUGGAGCCCUUCUGGCCACUAGGGACUGGCAUUGCACGUGGAUUCCUUGCGGCGUUUGACGCUGCAUGGUUAGUGCGGAAGUGGAGUAUGGGGACCACCCCUCUGGAGCUCCUGGCUGAGAGGGAGAGUAUCUACCAGCUGCUGUCACAGACCACGCCUCAGAACACAAACAAGAACAUUAGCCAGUACAGUAUCGAUCCACUCACCCGCUAUCCCAACCUCAACCUCAGCUACUUCAAACCUGCCCAGGUGCAGCAUCUGUAUGAUGUGGGAAGGAGCACAGCUACAGAGAAGGACACCAACCAGACAAAGGGGAAAAUGCUACACAGUGAUUCCUGUGUGGGUUACGAAGAGCUCCUGAGCUGGUGUCAACAGCACACAAGAAGCUACAGGAAUGUAAAAGUCGUUGACCUAACCACGUCCUGGAAGACAGGCCUGGCACUGUGUGCUCUGAUUCACCAUUUCCGCCCAGACCUUAUUGACUUCGAGAGUCUUAAAGAAGAAUCUGUUGCUGAAAAUAACCAACUGGCAUUCAAUAUCGCAGAAAAGGAAUUUGGAAUCUCACCAAUAAUGACCGGGAGAGAAAUGGAAGUAGCUACCAGCCCUGACAAGCUCAGUAUGUUCAUGUACUUGACCCAGUUCAAUGAAUUCUUCAAGGACAUUUCUCCUGAGCUUCAUGAUGUCAAUAAAAGGAAGAUGAUGACCCUGUCAUCAGCCAAGUCAGCCCUCUUGUUCCUGAGUACCCUCCGGAAAAACGUGGCCAACAAACGAAGUUCCGUGUCAGAUGCUGGAUCAGAACAAUUACUGAAAGAAGAUCCAAAUGAGACUUUGGCUUCGCCAUCGUCGGCACAUUCACCACAAGAGAAUGAGAGCAGCAGCUCACAACCAGAACAGUUCCAGGAGAACUCCAAUGUGGAAUCAGCUAACAGACAGGGCUCCCUCAGACAGGCACCAAGCCCCAGCAGCAGUGAGGUUUGCUACUUUUGUAAGAAGCGUGUUUACGUGGUGGAACGCUUCAGCGCUGAGGGUCAGUUCUUCCACCGCGGCUGCUUCACAUGCCACCAGUGUGGCACCACCCUACGGCUCGGGAACUACGCUUUCAACAGCAGAGAUGGUAAAUUUUACUGCACACUUCAUUACACCAGUUUGCUUGGAACCAAUCAGAGUCAUUUGGAUGAAACAGCUCCAAGUGUUGUAAAAGAGGAAGUUUUGGACGCAGAAGAGAUGCAAGAGAGUCCUGUGAAAAUGCAUGCAGAUCCCAACCCAGCAAUGGGCAAGCAUGGAGAUAUCAAUUCCAGGGUUGUUUCCGAAGAUCAGAUGGACAAUGAAAAUGAAUGGGAGAGAGGCAUUGAUGAUGAAGAGACAGGACUGAUGAGAGAAUACAGCGAGGAAGAUAUAAUUGAAGGUCUUCAAGUCAAGAAGGAAGACGAAGGGCGAGGAGUGGAGAGCUCUAGCCAAGACAAUGAAGACGCGAUAUUGAUGGAAACAGAACAUAGCAGAGUGCCUAUCAUGAGGCAUCUUACAUCACCUGGCAAGAGCCCUGCAAGGGAUACGGAUCAGGCUAUUGUAUCUCAUCCUGUGGUAAAACAGCUGUGGUCCACCAGUGGGAUGCCUAUGAGAGAUGGAUCUAACACUGACUCCAACUUUACUGCAGGAUCUGAAAGGAACUCAAUGGAUUACAAAAAACCAACCAGUGAAGCCGAAGUGGCAGGUUAUAAUGACGAAUCACCAUUCUCAACAACUAACAAAUUUGCAUCUUAUCUCAGUGGUAUAAAAAACACACCUUUCUCACUUAAAUGCCUGGCAGUACUUAAUAGUAAAGACAUUCCAGCUGAUAGCAACACUGAGAAACUUGGUGUCUCUCAAAGGAGUUCAACUCCUGAUAAAACAUCCAUGCCACAUCUGGAGGUCUCUGAGGCAAAUGACACUGAGAGUCUGCCUUUGGAUCCUGCCAAACCCUUGGAUCUGGGAGAUGCCAACAGGACAAGGGAUGCUGCUGAGAGUAAAGGAGCCUUCCCAAAUGGAAGGAUAGGUGACAUGCCGGAGGAUCGGAAUAAGAGCAAGAAGCUAGAGGAUGUUGAAGGGCAGUUAAAAUUAAGCUAUCUUUCCAAGGAGCUUGCUUCAAUGCAUUUUGAAAUGAAUAAAUCAUCCACGGAUGAGGAGGAAAGCAUUUGCAACAGUCCAAUGAAGAAACUGGGCCUUUCAGCAUCCCUCAGACGUAAGCUAGCCAGACUGAGUGUAAGCUCAGACACUGACUCAGAAAGCCAGGAGGAGAGGACACAGCCCAGAACUCAUAUUGAUGACACCAUGAUUUCCGAGGAUACGAGGCUUUAUCUGGGAAAAGGAGAAGUUUACGCUGAGUUUGAGCCUGGGGACUCAGACAAGGAAUGGGAAAUACUGGAUCAUCCCUCAUCAGUGUUGAGCAAAGAACACAGCAGAAGUCUCAAAGAGCAGGAGAUAAAAAGUCAGGUGUGCUGGGACACAUCCCAGCCUGCCCUGACGGAGAUACCCGGUCCGAAUUCAGCUCAACUCACACACAGCAAGACCAAUCUUGAAAACCCAAAGACUAAACGCAGAGGGGAGUUAGAACCCAAUGGAAAACGAACUGGGAAAGACUCGGCUUCUGAAACACCAAAUAAAUCAAAAUUGAAAUUUUUCUCUUUACCCAAACCAUUUUCUCGUUUAUCGAGAAGAGAGAAGAAAAAUGAAGAAAAACAUGCAAAUUCUACUCUGCCUGAGGCAAAGGCAGAGAUACCAACGAUCCAGGUAUCAUCUGCUCAGAAGGGAGUAAAACCGUGCAAUGUGAGUGGUGAUGAACAAUCAGAUGAUGAUGAAGAUGAGUCCCUUAGCGAAGAUGAGAUGAAAUCUAAUACUGAGCCAAUCAAAACUAAGCUGACUCCAGAGGAGUUUGCAGCAAAGAGGCAAACGUGGAAACUGAGAACAUUUGAACGGCGUGCGAGACAGGAAGAAAUGGCGAGGUUUGCGAAAGCACAGAUGAUUCAGAGACGGUUGGAAGAGAUUGAACAGACGUUCCAUGACUUGGAGCAGAGGGGAAUUCACCUUGAGCAGGAAAUGCGUAAUAGUAAAGGUGAACAGCAAGAUCUGAUGCAAUCCUGGAUCACACUGGUGCAAGACAAGAACCAACUCCUGAGUGAAGAGUCUGAGUUAAUGAUACAGGGACGUGAGCUGGAACUGGAGGAUCAGAAGAGUAGGCUGGAACAGGAUCUCAGGAGGUACAUGAAUAUGAAUGUGUCACUGAAGACAAGUAAGGACCGUCUGGAGGAGGAGAGGAUUUUUAAGGAGAUGAUUGAAGUAGUCAAAAUGAGAGACAAACUGGUCACCUUCCUGGAGCAGCAGAGACUCCGGGAACAAGAACAACGCGCAGUUGUGGUGCCUGGGGCUGCGGCCAAAGACCUCACCCAAGUUUCCACCAUUACCUGGGAAUAAAGACGAUGCAGUACUCAGAAUAUUCCAGCAGGAGGUGCUCUCCUGCAUUGCACUUUUCAAGGGCUUCACCUUUGAGUAUUUGUGGAGACGACCUCCACUUCCAUAUUUAUUAAAGAAAGUGAUGCAAUAUUGCUGAGAACAUCCUUUUUGUAAUUUUAUGUUAGAUUCAACCUUUGACGAAGAUCACUGUUUCUGGCAUAUUCAAAUAGUGAGCAACUGAGUUUCUCAGGGCUUGGUCUUGGAUCCUUGGUCCCCUCAUCCCCUUCACCCUCUCCAUUUAUUUUGACGCAGUCACCAAACUGAAGAAGAUAGAUCCUGUAAAUUAGUUUUUGGUUGUUGUAACAAUGUUUUUAAUUUUGUUUUAAAUACAUUUCGAACAGAUUGUUUUCCGAUCACAGAUACUCAAAAUGCUUUAAAUUCCGUCGGGGGCCUUUCUGCACAGGUUUGCGAUGCUUUCUAUGACAGACAUGAACUUGUCAAAGGAGGAUGAGUCUGUGUUGUAUUGGAGCUGAUGCAAGCAUAAGGGCACAGCCCAACCUCUGGGAAGGUGCUCAUAUAACGGCAUACCAUGUACCUUGCCACGAGCAUAAGAGAGCCCCUUAUCUUUACAUGCACUGAAAUCUCAGAGUAAUUCACUUUCACACAAAUCAAUUGCCAGCUUGUGUUCAUGAUGUAUAUUCCAUUUAAUCAUGUGCUACUGUUUUUAAAAAAAAGGUUGGAUUCUGUAUCAACUGCACUGAGACUUGAAUGAUUGAUUAUGGAGAGGUGUGCAUCAUAACUGGUAAAUAAAAAGGAACAUUGCAGUCUCUACUUUGAGGAAUGUCUUACGGUGAAGGUGUGAUAGUGACCUGUCAUGUGAUCUUGCAGGAGGGAGACACAGUCGUUUCGUUUUCAAAAUGUCUCCUGCAGCUCUCAGGGUGGGGGAAUUAAAAGAGACUUUUCUGUGACGGAGGGGAAGAGGGAUUGCAACAAUCUUCAUUGAUGCUGAAGGAACUCUGAAAACUGAAGAUAGCCACUCACAGUUACUACUCUACAAAACGGGAACAACAAAGCUAAGGGCAACUAUGGACAAUAACUCUAUGGAGAAUGCAAUGCGUAAUACGUAUAAAUGGAGAAUAUCACAGUCUGUCGUUUUAUUUAAGUCACCUAGAAAAAGUC
Messenger RNA from Hemiscyllium ocellatum (epaulette shark), 6161 nucleotides. It is a transcript of the gene mical1, whose product is annotated as microtubule associated monooxygenase, calponin and LIM domain containing 1. The record is from RefSeq and is a predicted model, not a curated record. The transcript is spliced from 29 exons. Gene Ontology annotation, molecular function: FAD binding; protein binding. Lineage: Eukaryota; Metazoa; Chordata; Chondrichthyes; Orectolobiformes; Hemiscylliidae. Bases 378 to 5003 code for a protein of 1541 amino acids.